AUGUCCCUCGUGGGCAACUUUGCCUUCGGCAACUAUGACCGCACAGCAGAGAACUCUGGUGCUGGCAAUGCCGCUACUGGAUUCAUUCGACGCUCCAGCGUGACAGACCAAGAUCCCGAGGGAGCGAUGCAUUCGACAGAACGAAGGCCCAGCUUCGCCAAGUUUGGAGGACGAAGACGAUCCUCCGCCAGCACAGCACAGCGACCUGGUGUCGGCCGGAAACCCUCAGAACACAUCCAAAGUGGCGACCCGACGUACGAACGCAAUGUGGACCAACGAGAUGUCGAAAAGCAAGGUCUCGAACCCUACGAGGACGCUACCCCGGAGAAGAAGUUUGAAUCAGACGAGGAGUCGCAAACCAAGUCAGAUCGCCAAAUCGCCACUCUUGCACGAUCCUUGACCCAGCAAUCGACGUGGAGCGCAGUACCGUCGAAUCCUUUCACAGCAGAAGAAGGAUCCGAGCUGGAUCCCAGCUCGGACAAGUUCAGAGCAAGGACAUGGGUGAAGAGUAUGAUCAAGAUGAACAAGGAGGACGGUACAACACCUUCGAGAACCGGCGGUGUUGCAUUCCGCGGCCUCAGUGCACAUGGUUUCGGUGCAGCAACCGAUUACCAGAAGGAUGUCGGCAACGUCUGGCUUGAGGCAUUUGGUCUUGUCAAGAAAGCACUGGGCAUGGCGAAGCCAAGGAGAAUCGACAUUCUGCGCGACUUCGAUGGCCUCGUCGAAAGCGGAGAGAUGUUGGUAGUUCUGGGCCCGCCUGGAUCUGGUUGUUCCACUUUCCUCAAGACCAUCACUGGAGAGAUCCAUGGAUUUGAGGUUGACGAGAAGUCACAUCUCAACUACCAGGGUAUCCCAGCGAAGCACAUGCACAAGUACUUCCGGGGUGAAGCGAUCUACACUGCCGAAGUCGACGUGCACUUUCCCAUGCUGACUGUCGGCGAUACCCUGACGUUCGCUGCACGAGCACGAGCACCGAGAACACCUCCCGGUGGAGUGAGCAAGCACCACUGGGCUGAGCAUCUACGAGAUGUGGUCAUGGCUACAUUCGGUAUCAGUCACACUAUCAACACGCGAGUCGGAAACGACUUCGUACGUGGUGUCUCUGGUGGUGAGAGAAAGCGUGUCUCCAUCGCCGAAGCAGCACUUAGCGGUGCACCGAUCCAGGCAUGGGACAACUCUACUCGUGGUCUCGACUCUGCCAACGCCAUCGAAUUCUGUAAGACUGUCCGCUUAAGUGCCGAGCUUGCAGGAUGCUGUGCGCUUGUCGCAAUCUACCAGGCACCACAGCAAGCAUACGAGCAGUUCGACAAGGCGAUCGUGCUGUAUGAGGGUCGUCAAAUCUUCUUCGGCCGAACAGACGAGGCUCGUGCUUAUUUCGAGGAGAUGGGUUUCGUAUGCCCAGGUCGACAAACUACUGCCGACUUCCUCACCUCCAUGACAUCCUCGCAGGAGCGUGUCGUCCGCCAGGGCUACGAAGACAAAGUGCCACGCACACCGGACGAAUUCGCGGCACGAUGGAAGAACAGCCCAGAGCGGAAGCAACUGAUCCAGGACAUCGAGGCCUACGACAAGCGGUAUCCCUUCGAAGGCGAGGCCUACCAGCAAUUCGUCGCCAGCCGAAAGGCACAGCAAGGCAAGGGUCAGCGGCUGAAGUCGCCAUACACGCUUUCCUACGUACAGCAGGUCCAACUAUGUCUCUGGCGUGGCUUCCGCCGUCUGGUUGGAGAUCCAGAACUCACUUACACACAACUCUUCGGCAACUUCGCAAUGGCUCUCAUCCUCGGCUCCGUCUUCUUCAACCUCCAGAAUGACACCAACUCGUUCUUCCAACGCGGUGCGGUACUCUUCUUCGCUGUCUUGAUCAACGCCUUCGGUUCCGCAUUGGAGAUUCUCACACUUUACGCCCAGCGACCCAUCGUCGAGAAGCACUCCCGCUAUGCGCUGUAUCAUCCAUCUGCAGAAGCUUUCGCAUCUAUGCUGACGGACAUGCCGUACAAGAUCGCCAACGCCAUCAUCUUCAACAUCACGCUGUACUUCAUGGUCAACCUUCGCCGUGAGCCCGGAGUAUUCUUCUUCUUCCUGUUCGUCAGUUUCCUGACUACCUUGACGAUGAGUAUGUUCUUUCGGACCAUCGCCGCUACGUCGAGAACCCUGUCGCAAGCCAUGGCGCCCGCAGCAAUCCUCAUUCUGGCUAUCGUGAUCUUUACCGGUUUCGCCAUCCCGACAGAUUACAUGCUCGGCUGGUGCAGGUGGAUCAACUACCUCGACCCAGUUGCAUAUGGAUUCGAGUCACUAAUGAUCAACGAAUUUUCUGGCCAGGACUACGAAUGCAGUGCACGUGUACCAACCUAUGGCACGCUGGACAACCAGUCUCAGGUGUGCUCGGCUGUUGGAUCGCAGGCAGGAUUGUCUUACGUGGAGGGCACCAACUACAUUGAGUCUGCAUACAGCUACUACCCAGGUCACAAGUGGAGGAACGUCGGUAUCAUCAUCGCAUUCAUGAUCUUCCUCAUGUGCACAUACCUCGCCGCUACGGAGUUCAUCAGCGCCAAGAAGUCCAAGGGUGAAGUCCUUCUCUUCCAGAAAGGCCACAUCCCACGUGCCCUCAAGGAGAAGAAGAAUGACGAGGAGACUGCCGAUGCUGGUCGCAACGAUUCGAAUGCUCUCGAGAAGCAACAAAGCUACACCGAGGCUACCGACAUCAUCCUUAAGCAGACUGCCAUAUUCAGCUGGAAGGAUGUCUGCUACGACAUCAAGAUCAAGAGUGAGGAGCGUCGCAUUUUGGAUCACGUCGACGGCUGGGUCAAACCAGGCACUUUGACAGCACUCAUGGGUGUUUCUGGUGCCGGUAAGACGACACUUUUGGACGUGCUGGCUACUCGCGUCACCAUGGGUGUCAUUUCUGGCGACAUGCUCGUUGAUGGCCGCCAACGUGAUUCCUCGUUCCAGCGAAAGACCGGAUAUGUGCAACAACAGGAUCUGCAUCUUCAGACUUCGACUGUUCGUGAGGCGUUGAACUUCAGCGCACUGCUGCGUCAGCCCAAGUCUACACCCAAGGCCGCAAAGCUCGAAUACGUCAACGAAGUAAUCAAGCUCCUGGACAUGGAGGAAUACGCCGAUGCAGUUGUCGGUGUGCCCGGUGAAGGUCUCAACGUCGAGCAGCGAAAGCGUCUCACCAUUGGUGUUGAGCUUGCGGCCAAGCCAGAAUUGCUUCUGUUCCUUGACGAGCCAACAUCCGGUCUCGACUCUCAAACAUCUUGGGCCAUUUGCGAUCUGAUGGAGAAGCUCAAGAACUCCGGUCAAGCAAUUCUGUGCACUAUUCACCAGCCUUCGGCCAUGUUGUUCCAACGCUUCGACCGCUUGCUCUUCCUUGCGAAGGGUGGUCGCACCGUCUACUUUGGCGACGUUGGCGAGAACUCGCACAUCCUGUCCGCUUACUUCGAGCGCAAUGGUGGACACAAGUGUCCUGCUGAUGCCAACCCAGCAGAGUGGAUGCUUGAAGUCAUUGGCGCUGCGCCCGGUACCACCACCGACAUCGACUGGCACCAAGUGUGGCGCAACAGCCCAGAGUACAGAGAAGUCCAGGAACACCUAGCUUACCUCGCAAGCGAGCGACCCAAGCAGACCGAGCCAUCUUCGAACGAGAACGACGCCGAAAGCUACCGCGAAUUCGCCGCACCAUUCGGCGAGCAACUCAUGCAAGUCACGAUCCGUGUCUUCCAACAAUACUGGCGAACACCCUCCUACAUCUACUCGAAGACCGCGCUCUGUCUCUUCUCGGCCCUCUUCAUCGGCUUCAUCUUCUACAACGCACCAGUCACGCACCAAGGUCUCCAGAACCAAAUGUUCUCAAUCUUCAUGACUUUCACCAUCUUCGGCCAGCUCGUCCAGCAGAUAAUGCCGCACUUCGUUACGCAACGUGCACUCUACGAGGUUCGUGAGCGACCGUCGAAGACGUACAGCUGGCAGUCGUUCAUGAUCAGCAACAUUGCGGUUGAACUGCCGUGGAAUGCGCUCAUGGCGGUAAUUAUGUUCUUCUGCUACUACUACCCUGUCGGCCUCUACAACAAUGCAGCCUCGACUGGCGCCACACAUGAGCGAGGAGCGCUGUUCUUCCUCUUCAUGCUGGAGUUCCUGCUCUUCACCUCCUCAUUCACGAACAUGAUCAUCGCCGGCAUGGACAGUGCGGAGACAGGUGGUAACAUCGCCAACUUGAUGUUCACCCUCUGCCUCAUCUUCUGUGGUGUCCUCGCGACACCAGAGAGUCUGCCUGGGUUCUGGAUCUUCAUGUACCGCAUCUCCCCCUUCACCUACCUCGUCGGCGGCUUCCUCGCCACCGGCAUCGCCAACACCGCCGUCACCUGCGCCGACAACGAAUUCCUCACCUUCCAACCCGGCCAAGCUGGCCAGACUUGCAUCGACUACAUGCGAGACUACAUCGCCGACUUCGGCGGGUACUUGCAGAAUGACCAGGCCACUUCCGACUGCCAAUAUUGUAGUUAUGAUGACUCGAACGUCUUCCUCCAGAGCGUGAACAUCGAUUAUGCGGAUAGGUGGAGGAACUUUGGGAUUCUGUGGGCGUUUAUUAUCUUCAAUAUUUUUGCGGCUGUGUUCUUUUACUGGCUGGUUAGGGUGCCGAAGAAGGCGGGUAGGGGGAAGAAGGAGAAGAAGGCGUGA
Molecule: messenger RNA, 4677 nt
Organism: Fulvia fulva
Lineage: Eukaryota; Fungi; Ascomycota; Dothideomycetes; Mycosphaerellales; Mycosphaerellaceae
Product: ABC multidrug transporter atrG
Exons: 2
Coding region: 1-4677 (1558 amino acids)
Biological process (GO): transmembrane transport
Cellular component (GO): membrane
Molecular function (GO): ATP binding; ATP hydrolysis activity; ABC-type transporter activity
Source: RefSeq, a predicted model, not a curated record